Arachis duranensis is the source of this 540-nucleotide messenger RNA. RefSeq lists its product as uncharacterized. The record is from RefSeq and is a predicted model, not a curated record. NCBI's taxonomy places the organism in Eukaryota, Viridiplantae, Streptophyta, Magnoliopsida, Fabales, Fabaceae. The transcript has a single exon. Bases 1 to 540 code for a protein of 179 amino acids.
AUGAAGCUCCUUCAACUCAAUCACAAAGGCAUGGAUCUGGAGAAAGAAGAAGAAGAAGAAGGAGAAAAGCAUUGGAUCAUUCUGUACACGACGAGCAUGAGAGGGAUAAGGAAAACAUUUCAAGACUGCAACAGAAUCAGGUUCCUUCUGAGAAGCCUCCGAGUGAAGUUUGAUGAGAGGGAUGUGUCCCUUCACAUGGACUACAGGGAUGAGUUGUGGAAUCUAUUUGGCGGCAAAGUCACCAUCCCUCCCAAGCUCUUCAUCAAGGGAACCUGCAUUGGCGGCGCUGACGAGGUUCUUGCCUUGCAUGAGCUCGGCUGCCUUAGGAACCUUCUAGAAGGUGCUCCCACUAUCACUACCGAUCAUGAUCACUGCCCUUGUCUUGGUUGCAACAAUUUCAGGUUCUCUAUUUGCUCUUUGUGCAGUGGAAGCCGCAAACUCCGCACUAUUCACGCUCAUGACGAUCAUGACUUCUUCUUUGUUAGGUGUCCAGAGUGCAACGAGAAUGGUCUUGUCAAAUGCACCAUUUGCACCUCCUAA